Lingula anatina is the source of this 1481-nucleotide messenger RNA. RefSeq lists its product as uncharacterized. NCBI's taxonomy places the organism in Eukaryota, Metazoa, Brachiopoda, Lingulata, Lingulida, Lingulidae. The record is from RefSeq and is a predicted model, not a curated record.
UGCAAUAGUAUGCUGCGGGGUAUCUCUUCACAAGGAAGUGGUUUAGGGUCAUCGCAGGUGAAGAAUAAUCUUCGUCUAUAGCUAUUGAUAACAAACAUAAAACACCAAUUGGAUGCAGUUGGACCAAAAUUCAACAAAUGGGAAGUUAGCAUGAACUUGUGCAACAUGAAUAAUUUCAUCGGCGUUUGUUUCUUGUUACUAAUUAUUAUAUUUGCUUUAUUGCCAGCUGAAGGCACUCAAACCACUACAACACCAUCAACACAAAAGCAGUGUCAGGUUUGGGAAAACAUUUCUCAAGAACUUUAUUCUGAGGAAACUUUCAGAGUGAGCUGUCAUAAGAAAGAAAAAGAGUGUGAUGGAUUUGUUUGUGGAGGCUCCUUUACAUACGAUGGCCUCUUUGCCAGGUUUAUUCCUGUCAGGAACAUUCCAUUGUGUUUUGGGGUGGAAAUGAAGCACUGUGAGAACCCCCCGGCAGUGGACCUCCACAUUGUUCUACCACACAAUGGAGUACACUUUGAUCAGAGAGUACACACCAAUGAAACUGUGCAAGUUCCUGGAUUGCAUUUCAACAACAGCCUUGGCGGUAUUCAAGGAAUUCUCGUAGUCAACAUAGAGAGAGUGCCAAAGGAAAAUAUGGUCAACUUAUCAGUGACGUUUAGGAUAAGGUUGACUGCCCUUGGUAGGGAAUUCUUCCCUCAAGGUCUCACCAGGAAAAUAGUUCCAGGGAUUAAGAUCCCAGUGCCUCCAUGUCCAUCAGCAACCACUACACCCGCCCCUAUCACACAUAUGACCAGCAGCCGCUGUCUGAGCAUUUUAAACAAUUUGAAGAGCACAACAACAACAGCAGCACCAGCACCAACAUCAGGUCGGUUGCCAUCGCCUGCAACAGAUAAAGAUCAUAAAGCCAUUUCUUCCUCCACACCAAAUCCCAGAGAAACGACAAAAGGACCUCAUCACUCAAAGAUCCCUCCUACAACUGAAGGAAAAGGUAAGAUUGGCCAGCAGUGUAGGAUUGAUCAACAUAGCUGUGGAAAUGGAGAGAAAUGCAGAGACGGAGUGUGUGAAUGUAUUUUGGACUGGAAUUGGGAUGGUCAGAAAUGUGUGGGACCUCCAGUCAUUGGACCCACUAAGUUUCCUGGCACAGUUACCACAGCAAGUCCUGGUGGGGUGACAAAGCCACACAUUGCACCAAACUCUGCAACAGAAAAACCUGGCAUAAACUCCACUGUGAUAGCAGCUGUAGUUGGUCCGUUAGCUUUCCUGCUGAUAGUGGGGAUAGGGGUAGGCAUCUUUUGCUGGUACAAAAGACGAGACAACCCCUAUGCUGGAAGGCAACUGCUGCUGACAUCUGGUGACGAUGAUGCUGGGAUGUGAUAAUCUUGGUGCUCAAAAGCAAAAUGUUGGAGGGAAGAGGGGGGAGUAUUUUACAAGAUCAUUUGACUGAUCAUCGUGAUAUAUCUUCAAUUAAAGAUACUUUUUUG